AUGCCUAGAUCCCGUGUAAAUGGAAAUUUCAUUGAUAAGACCUUCUCAAUUAUAGCCAAUAUUUUAUUGCGAAUAAUUCCGACAACCUCAGGAGAAAAAAAGGCAUUUACUUAUUAUAGAGAUGGUAUGUUGGCUCAAUCCGAAGGAAAUUAUGCGGAAGCUUUGCAAAAUUAUUAUGAAGCUACGCGACUAGAAAUCGAUCCCUAUGAUCGAAGUUAUAUACUCUAUAACAUAGGCCUUAUACACACAAGCAAUGGAGAGCAUACAAAGGCUUUGGAAUAUUAUUUCCGGGCACUAGAACGAAACCCCUUCUUACCGCAAGCUUUUAAUAAUAUGGCCGUGAUCUGUCAUUACCGAGGAGAACAGGCCAUUCUAGAGGGUGAUUCGGAAAUUGCGGAAGCUUGGUUUGAUCAAGCUGCUGAAUAUUGGAAACAAGCUAUAGCGCUUACUCCGGGAAAUUAUAUUGAAGCACAAAACUGGUUGAAGAUUACGAAGCGCUUUGAAUUUGAAUAA
Molecule: messenger RNA, 513 nt
Organism: Hordeum vulgare subsp. vulgare (domesticated barley)
Lineage: Eukaryota; Viridiplantae; Streptophyta; Magnoliopsida; Poales; Poaceae
Source: the annotation of a RefSeq genome assembly